Messenger RNA from Dovyalis caffra, 493 nucleotides. NCBI's taxonomy places the organism in Eukaryota, Viridiplantae, Streptophyta, Magnoliopsida, Malpighiales, Salicaceae. The record is from the annotation of a GenBank genome assembly.
AUUAUGGACCUAGGUAUGAACUAAUAUCAAUGGGUGACUCAUCAAAUGGGUAUAGUGCCAUGGUUACCUCAAUGGAAUUGGGUAAGCCAUUUUUAAUCAAAAUUGAUAGGCCUAUCCGCACUAUAAAUAGGCUUAUAGCUUCCCUAUUAUACCAUGUUGAUGGGCAGAGUAAUUUGAGAAAAAUAGGUGGAGAGGUUAAGAGUGCACAAUAUAAGUGCUCGAGUUAUGAAAGGGACCGAGAGGACCUCUAUGCACAUGGUAAUUACUGUGGUGAUAGUGUACUUAAGGAUCAAUCAAGAAUUCAUUGUGUCAUACCCAUUGUAAUCGAAAAUGAUAACCCAAAAGAGUAUUCCUUAGAUUAUAGGCCCCCUAUUAUGAACCUCAGCCUUAAUGAUGUCAAUAAGGAGACGGGGCUUUUGAGGGGACUAUAUUACCCUAUCAUCUUGAUUGAAGGGGAGACUAUGCUUAUUGAAAAGGCUAAUGUCCUACGAAA